AUGUUCCUCCUUUUCUUUACGAAAUCAUUUAACGCAGGUUCUCUGUUAACGCAUAACUCGGGAGGCUCUGUAAAUGCAGAGUCAAUUCAUGGAGGCGUAAUAUGGAGGAAGACAUCAGACAGAUAUCUACUUACACAGGGAGUUUCUGAGCAGAACAGAAGAAUGACUGAAUAUGAGAAACUGGAUAAUAGUGUAUGCAAAUGUCCAGCGGCGAAUGAUCCUACUUCCACUAUUCAUGGGACAUCUUCUAAACCUGGAGAACCAUGCGAAGGGUUAGGUCAAGCAGACAACUCCAAAGUGAAAGCACAUUUAUUGAAAAAAUCAAUCGGGUUGAAGAUUAACAGAAUGUCUGGAUCAGAAAUGGAAUUCCUUUUCAUCCCCCAUUCUUAUAUCUACGUUACAGCGCAAGACUCCAGAGCACGAGCCUUUAAUAUUCUAACCUAUAUGGAGGAUAACGCCUUACCCUUUACCAGGAAGGUGUAUGUACCCGUGGAAACCCUCACAACAACAGAGAGCAGCGCAACUGAGACGAAAUGGUACAGGCGGGCCUUAGCCGAAAACAAUGAUGGCCCGUGGGACGAUGAACAUGAUUUCUUUUCGAAGGGAAUGGAUUCAGAAGAGGAAGAAGCCAUUCCCCCAAUAGGAAUGGAUAAUGUUGAUCCGGAGGAAGUCCAACUCAGGAAAACUAUCGACCGUAUCUUGAAUUGGAUUUAUAGAAUCGAUGAGGAUGGAAAGAAGGUGCUAAUAAUGCAGGAAGAGUUAGAUCUAUCCAUGAAAGAGGACCUAAUAAAUUAUUGCCAAAUAAUGAAAAAGGUUGAUAAAAGUGGUACUCUAGAAGAACAUCAGAUAGGUAACGAAAUGCAUGUGUUUGGUAACCUCAUCAAACUGUUGCAAAAACAUGGGGACGAAACAGUUUUUACUCUGCGAAGGAAACUGCGGAACCCAGCGAUGUGCAUGCAGAAUGUUAAGGAGUGGGUGCUAAAGAGGAGGGGGUUGGUCUUGCCCGACUCGUCUAGCAAUGACCCAAGUGAACAUGACAAAAUUUUGGAUGUAACCUCCAAAUCGUCCACGUCUGUAAGGAGUAACUCCAGGGAUGCGAGCGCCCUUAGGUACAGUGGGGAGGAAGAAGGAAUGGUUGAUUUGGAGAAAUUAAAAAUGAAAUGCUAUCACAUUUUCAGCCUUAAUGGUGGGGUUAACACAGAUGGCGAUCAUCCCCAAAAGUCGGAUGGUAAAGAUCUGUGCUCUCCUAAGGAUAAGGAAGAGGUAGAAUAA
Messenger RNA from Plasmodium knowlesi strain H, 1272 nucleotides. RefSeq names its product cysteine protease, putative. The record is from RefSeq and is a predicted model, not a curated record. The transcript is spliced from 2 exons. NCBI's taxonomy places the organism in Eukaryota, Apicomplexa, Aconoidasida, Haemosporida, Plasmodiidae. The coding region runs from base 1 to 1272 and encodes 423 amino acids.